Molecule: messenger RNA, 1941 nt
Organism: Moesziomyces antarcticus
Lineage: Eukaryota; Fungi; Basidiomycota; Ustilaginomycetes; Ustilaginales; Ustilaginaceae
Product: RNI-like protein
Exons: 1
Coding region: 1-1941 (646 amino acids)
Biological process (GO): SCF-dependent proteasomal ubiquitin-dependent protein catabolic process
Cellular component (GO): SCF ubiquitin ligase complex
Source: RefSeq, a predicted model, not a curated record
AUGUCGAACGUUCGCGGCCCCACGUCGGCGCUGACCGAGUUCCUGAGGGAACGAGGCAUCACGGCUCGCAACGCGAAUCGAUUCCGUCGCCGCGACGAAGCUGAACAAGAGCAGGCUCAGGCUCAAGAGCAGGGCCAGACGCAAUCCCCAUCCCCAGCUGACACUGCGCGAGCUACUGCUGCGAUUGCUGCGGCCUCUCGACGCCGUCUCGCCCGCAACGGCAGCUCGAUGAACUUCGAAGAGGACGACGAGACCGACGACGAUCUGCCCGAAGCUGCGGCCACUCCAACUGCGUCCAGCUCGAGCAGGCAGACACGAGCGAACGGCAAGCGACGUGCUCUAGAAGACGAACCAAUUCUCGAGCCUAGCACCGCCAAUGGCAACGCGAACGGCAAGGGCAAGAAGAAGAAGUCGAAGAAGGAGGACGACGAUGACGAGGACUUUGAUCCCAAGAAAAAGGGCCGCAGCAAGGGCCCCGCGCCUGCAGAGUGGGAGGACUCGCUCGGCCUUCCGCAGGCCAGCAGCUCGCGCGCCAACUUUUCAUAUGCCAGCCGCAAGCCUGGAAGCAUCGCCUACUGCGGCAUGUGCAAGAUGAAGUUCACCAUCACGCAGUACACCAAGAUGGCCGACAAGGGCCCUCUGUGCCAUCGAUGCGGUCCUUUAUACAAGGGACCCGGGGCUGCUGGCGACGUCAAGGCCAAACCUGCAGCCAAGAAGAAGCAGACCCGCCGCAAAGGGCCGCAGGACGGACUGCGCCAGAGCUUCCCAAGCCUGCAGACCUACUGCAUCGACAUCAUUAGUCGACACAUUGAGGAUGUCGAGGCGCUCGGCCACAUCGGCGUCAACAACAUCGACGCCAUCAGCAAGUCGAUCUCCAAGAACCGCAGUCUCAACCCCAAGACGCUGCAGCUCUUCAUUUCACCCAGCAUCACCACGCUCUCGCUGUACGACUGCAGCAAGCUCGACAGCGACUCGCUGCAGAGUCUCGCCACGUUUGCGCCCAAUCUGGAGCACAUCAACCUACAGCUUUGCGGCAUGCUCGACAACGAUGCCAUCGACGCGUGGUCCAAGAAGCUGACCAAGCUCAAGAGCGUCGAGCUGUACGGGCCUUUCCUGGUGCGCAAGGAGGCGUGGCAUCGCUUCUUUGAGGCGCUCGGCCCGCGCCUGGAGAGCUUCAAGAUCCGCGAAUCGCCGCGCUUCGAUCUGUCGUGUGCCGAGUCGAUGGUCAAGCACUGCCCCAACCUACGGGAGCUUGGGUUGGCGCAGAUUGGACCCCUGGACAAGACGAUGCUCAAGCCCCUGGAGGCGUACGGUGAGCAACUAACGUACCUCGACGUAUCGGACCCGGGCGUGUCGGCGCCGGGCAUCCCGCCCAAGUCGCUGGAGGACGACGAGGUGGUGAGCUUGCUCCAGGCGAUCGGCAAGAACCUGGCGUAUCUGGACGUGUCGAAGAACAUCGAUCUGACGGAUCGGGUGGUGAAGGAAGGCGUGCUGCCGCACUGCCGCCAGCUCAAGGCACUGCGUCUGAUCGGAUGCGAAAAGGUCGAGGCGGCCACGGUGUCCGACAUGUUUGCCGAUUGGACGCGCGACGGCGUCGCUGGCUUGUCGCACGUACACCUGGAUCGCAUGCUCAAGCUGGAUGACGGCUUGAUGGAGCCGUUGUUGACGCACUCGGGCCCCGAGCUGGUGGAGCUGUCGCUCAACUCGGUCGACGGCAUCACGGACAAGGGGCUCGAGACGCUGGGCAAUGCCAAGAAUCUGCCCAAGCUGGAGCUGCUGGACCUGUCGUUUGUGCGCGCGCUCGACGACGAGAGCCUGGACCGCAUCUGCCGCAACCUGCCCAACCUCAAGAAGGUGUCGGUGUUCGGAUGCAACCGCAUCAGCGACUUUCUCAAGUCCGACCGAGUCCGCAUCAUCGGCAAAGAGAAGUACGCCAUGUGA